AUGCCAGCAAAAGGUGUAAUCAAAUGCGUCGAGAAAAAGGAUACUCUAUGUGGAAACCUCGCUCCGAAAUUUAACUUUGCUCCUGGACAUGAGGGAUCUAUUUCAUGUGCUAAAACUGGAAAAUUUGAAACAUGCACAGCAAAAUGCACUGAUCCAUUGCUCGCUGCGUCUGUACCCACUAUUCUAUGUAAAACAAUCAAACGAAUCACGAAGUUCAUUCCUGCAUCAGCACCUGGAGGAAUCAAAUGCCUGGCUCCUCCACCAACUAAGUGUGGACAAUUCGCACCAUCGAUCAGCUUCCAAUCGGGUAGCUCUGGUUCGAUUGGAGAUUGUCGCCAAGUAGGGAAAAAUCAAGUUUGCAAAGUACAAUGUGAUGAUGAGACCCUCGCUCCAUCAAUUGAUGAAGUUCAAUGUAGAGCUGCUAAGAAAGGAAAAUUUUCUUUCUUCCCCCGAACAGCAAAGAUAUCUUGCAAAGUUCCACCACCACCAUUACCAAAACACGUACAUGCACAAUGCGGCGAUAUCUUCCAAUUGUCACGAUAUACUCUGGAUAGAAACAGUCUUGAUGCUCAUUGUGACAAAACACAAUGUAUUUUAUCUUGCUUGAAUGCAGGUGCAACUAUGAAAGCGACCCCUGCAAAGCUCCCUAAAAAUAAUAAAAUGGUGAUCAAGUGCGGCAAAAAAGGAUUCGCACCGAAGAAAGUUAAAGCUUCAUGCACAGGUGGCUCUCAGAGAGGACUUGGUCUUGUAGGCGGUUUUGAAGAUUAUGCUUCAACUAAAGUCCAGGAUACUACAACUUGCUUCAACUCUAUUUAUGAGAAAUACGGAGUGAGAAGAGAAGAAAUUGUUGUGAACUGCACGGGGAAUAAAUGUCUCGUUUCCUGCAAGAAAAAUGGUAAAGCACCAACACACAUUUGGCCCGAUGGAUCUUCAUCUCAAAGAUCACUGUUCGUCUGCAAAGGUCGAUUCUCCUGGUCUCCAAUUAGAGGCCGAAUUGUCUGUUAA
Oikopleura dioica is the source of this 1005-nucleotide messenger RNA. The record is from the annotation of a GenBank genome assembly. NCBI's taxonomy places the organism in Eukaryota, Metazoa, Chordata, Appendicularia, Copelata, Oikopleuridae.